Tachysurus vachellii is the source of this 1269-nucleotide messenger RNA. RefSeq names its product carbonic anhydrase 4-like. Bases 1 to 1269 code for a protein of 422 amino acids. Gene Ontology annotation, cellular component: plasma membrane. Gene Ontology annotation, molecular function: zinc ion binding; carbonate dehydratase activity. NCBI's taxonomy places the organism in Eukaryota, Metazoa, Chordata, Actinopteri, Siluriformes, Bagridae. The record is from RefSeq and is a predicted model, not a curated record. The transcript has 9 exons.
AUGUACGUCACAUGUGCUCAGUGUGAACCUGCUUUUGUGAAGAGCACAGGGCGCCAGUGGCGAAUUUGCCAAUCUCGGUGUUCUCUGGCAAAUGCCAAACAUCCUGCUCGGUGUUGGGCUGUAAACGCAACCCCCACCUGUGGAUUUGCUGCUUAUCAGGAUACCAAGAAACUACAAACUAAUUUAUCAUGCACUCUGACACUGGAGACUAAGAGUCAGAGUCUAUUGUUUGAGGACUCCAUCAGUGUUUAUGCAGCACUGCACGCCAUCAGUGUUUAUGAGGAACUGCACGCCAUCAGUGUUUAUGCGAAACUGCACGCCAUCAGUGUUUAUGCGGAACUGCACGCCAUCAUAAAUAUAUUGUACAUUGUACCACCUCUGCACUGUUUUCUUCAUGCAGAUUGGUGCUACCAGUCCCAGGUGUCCUGUGAACAGCCUUGCAAAGGGCCAGCAGCUUGGAAUGAGGUGAAUGCUGUUUGUGGUGGUAAUAAACAAUCUCCCAUCAACAUAGUGACCAAAAAGACUAAGAAGGAGUCCAGUCUUACCGCAUUCAAAUUCACUGGCUACAGUCAGCCGUUUACCAGCACUUUGAAGAAUAACGGGCAAACUGUUUAUCUGGACAUUCCUUCUGGAGCCACUUUGAGUGGGGGAAAUCUCUCAAACACCUAUAAUGCUGUCCAGUUGGAUUUCCACUGGGGCAGCAGUAGCAGCCCUGGGUCUGAACACACCCUUGAUGGAGAACAUUAUCCCAUGGAGCUGCACAUCCUGCAUAUAAAGAACAAAUACCUUACAGUAGAUGAAGCACUGAAUGACGUAACUGGACAAGCAAUCUUGGGAUUCUUCUUUGAGGAGUCAGCCACUGAAAACACGGAGUAUAGUACCUUCAUUGCAGCUGUAACUAAGGUCCAAGAUGCAGAAAGCCACACAGAUCUUAACAUCUCCUUGAACACACUGAUCCUGUCUGAGAUGAAGCUGAGGGACUACUAUCGUUAUGAAGGCUCUCAAACCAUCCCGGGCUGUUCUGAAUCAGCGAUCUGGACCAUGUUUAAGGAGCCUAUUCCACUUAGCAAAGCUCAGCUUGCGGCCUUUUUCGACCUGAAGUCUAAAGAUGGUAAGCCAUUGGUGAACACAUUCAGACCAGUGCAGCCUCGGAAAGGUCGGGUUGUGUAUAGAUCUCACUCUGGUGCAGCUGAAUCUGUUGUAGUGUUAAGCUUCACUCUUGUUCUGUUGAGUGUAAGUACAACUCUGAGCUGUAAUCAACUCUACUAG